Saprolegnia parasitica CBS 223.65 is the source of this 390-nucleotide messenger RNA. RefSeq lists its product as hypothetical. Lineage: Eukaryota; Oomycota; Saprolegniomycetes; Saprolegniales; Saprolegniaceae. The record is from RefSeq and is a predicted model, not a curated record. The coding region runs from base 1 to 390 and encodes 129 amino acids. The transcript is spliced from 4 exons.
AUGGGCGACCCGACCUCGCCCCACAUUGUGCUCAGCGGCGUCGCGACGGACGCGGUCGACGUGGAAGACUCGAUCUUGAUCAACGUGACGGCGCACUCGAUCAAGGCCAAGCGCUGUGUCCUCUACAACGUGACGAGCGAAGACAUCAACGGCUUCGAGCUCGCCGACGGAACGUCGCACCUGAGUAUUUGCGGAGGCGAUGCGUGGAAGACGACGUUGGACAAGAACGUGCACUCGUUUGAGCAGAUUUACGUGCUUAACGAAGAAGCCGACGUGACCGAGAUUGAAAAGCUCUGCCAAGACGAACACCAUCGCAUCCGUGAGCUCCUGCACCCGACAACGACGACCAAUACCAACGGCGCCAUAUACGACAGUAGUAAUGAGAACUAG